UCGAUUGAAUAAACGGUUCCUCGGCAACGAGAAAAAAAAACAACUAGAACCAUCGGCACCAGCUCUGAGAGAAGCAAGAGACCCUAAACUGGAUCUUCUCAGCAAUUUAUGGUACAGUAGGCAGUUCCUUCCAAGGAGAUGUCGAUCCCAUUCUCCAACACCCACUACCGAAUUCCACAAGGAUUUGGGAACCUUCUGGAAGGGCUGACGCGCGAGAUUCUGAGGGAGCAACCGAACAAUAUACCAUCUUUCGCAGCAGCAUAUUUUGAGAAUCUUCUAGAGAAAAGAGAGAAAACCAACUUUGAUCCAGCAGAAUGGGGGGCUAAGGUAGACGACCUCUUCUACAACAAGCAUGCAUUCAAGGAGCAAGAGCCACCUGAGAAAGAAAAGACUCAGCCACCUGAGAAAGAAAAGUCUCAGCCACCUGAGAAAGAAAAGUCUCAGCCACCUGAGAAAGAAAAGUCUCAGCCACCUGUGACAGAGGAGGCACCAGUCACAGUCAUGGAAGUUUCUGAAGAAGAUAAGGAAAAAGAGGAGAACGCUGCUGUCAAAAUCCAAGCAGUUUUCCGGGGCCACUUAGCCAGGGAAGAGGUGAAGAAAAUGAAAGAUGGUGAUGUUCAAGAAGAGAAGAAACAGGAAGACAACUGAGGAGACUGGUUUUGCCCUCAAAAAAAGCAUGAAAAAAAGAAUCCAAAUCCAUCCACCUUGUUGCGAUUGUCGUUUUUUUUUCCUUAGUAAGGGAGAUUCGAUGUAGUGAAGUAACAUUUGUUGCUGUUGUGAAAAUCUGUCGUGAGCGUUUGUUUAAUAAACAUGCCAUUGAACACA
Phyllostomus hastatus (greater spear-nosed bat) is the source of this 825-nucleotide messenger RNA. RefSeq names its product sperm autoantigenic protein 17 (gene SPA17). Gene Ontology annotation, molecular function: calmodulin binding. The record is from RefSeq and is a predicted model, not a curated record. The transcript has 6 exons. Gene Ontology annotation, cellular component: membrane. NCBI's taxonomy places the organism in Eukaryota, Metazoa, Chordata, Mammalia, Chiroptera, Phyllostomidae. The coding region runs from base 139 to 648 and encodes 169 amino acids. Gene Ontology annotation, biological process: binding of sperm to zona pellucida.